This is a messenger RNA of Frieseomelitta varia, 2669 nucleotides long. RefSeq names its product serine/threonine-protein kinase greatwall (gene gwl). The transcript has 5 exons. The record is from RefSeq and is a predicted model, not a curated record. NCBI's taxonomy places the organism in Eukaryota, Metazoa, Arthropoda, Insecta, Hymenoptera, Apidae. The coding region runs from base 107 to 2230 and encodes 707 amino acids. Gene Ontology annotation, biological process: intracellular signal transduction; peptidyl-serine phosphorylation. Gene Ontology annotation, molecular function: ATP binding; protein serine/threonine kinase activity. Gene Ontology annotation, cellular component: nucleus.
AAGUAUGCAAUGUAUUUAUCACGGAUGUCCAAUUUCAAAUAUGUCAGAUGACCGUUAAAGUUAAUUUGUGUAUAUAAGUGAAAAAUAGAAAAUGUUACUUUUUUAAAUGGAAGAAGCGGCGAUUGAUCCGCCAAAUUCACGUCUAAAUAGUAAUGACCAAAUUAAUGAAACGGACGACGAAAAUUCUUGCACAAAUUACAAUGAUUCAGAAAAUGAACGUGAGAUUUUAUAUGGGGAAUGUACGCCACAACAAGCAUCAACCAACAGACAGAUCAAUAAUUCUAUCUUUAACACCAUAUCUAAAAUUGUUAAUCCAACAGCAAAGGUACCAGAAAUUCAAGAUUUUAAAAUUGUGAAACCAAUAAGCCGAGGGGCUUUUGGCAAAGUCUUCCUUGGAUAUAAAAAAUCAAAUCCUGAGAAAGUAUAUGCCAUCAAAGUAAUGAAGAAAAAUGAGAUGAUAAACAAGAAUAUGGCUUCACAAGUGAUUAUUGAGAGGAAUGCAUUAGCUUUAACGCAUAGUCCAUAUUGUGUACAAUUGUUUUAUUCAUUGCAAUCUGUUAGUAGCAUUUAUUUAGUAAUGGAAUACAUGGUGGGUGGAGAUCUUAAAAGCUUGGUUGGUGUAUAUGGCUACAUGGAAGAGUCCAUGGCAGCUUUUUAUACUGCAGAAGUAUGCCUUGCUUUGGAAUAUCUUCAUUCUCAUGGAAUUGUACAUAGGGAUUUGAAACCAGACAAUAUGCUUUUGUCAAAAGAAGGACAUGUCAAGCUGACAGAUUUUGGACUUAGUAAAAUAUCUUUGCACAGAGAUCUUGAAAUAUCAGAUUUAGUUAAUUGUACGCCCAGUCUUUGCGCUAGAACUCCUGGACAACUUCUCUCAUUGACAUCGCAUUUAUCUUUUGGUUCUGGACAAAGAUCCACCAGUGAAUCAAAUCUUAGUGAUAAAAGUACACCUGGUGUUAAUUUACUUUCUGCUUUGCAACAAAAUUGUACUAGAAUGCAAUCAUCACCAAAUUCAGCGAUUUCUUCCUUUGCUACAUCAGGAGAUUAUUCCCGAGUAUCUGGUGUUACUCCUUUCCAAUCAGCAGAAGAUCUUCAUUUAACUGAACGUGUUGCCGCUAAGAAUACCGACGAAGACCAAGAAAGUAGCUCUGGAAGUUAUCAUACAUGCGAAGCGUCUUCAGCAAAUGACCAACUUAAUCAAAAUUUGGAAGAGGAGGACGAAUCGACGUUAGAAGCUGAACAGUCUCAACAACAGCUUCCUCAUACUAGUCCGUUAAGUACAUGUAUGAGUACACUUACCAGAGGCGCGAAACGAAAAAGAGGUGCAACAGGAGCUACAACUGGUUUAACGUGUGAAUUAAAUGCAUUGGAUUUGCAAUUUGACAAAACGCCAAAACGAAAGAAUCGUGGUUGCAUAUUUUCUAGAAGUCCAAUCAAUUCUAAUAUCUCCGAAUCGUUAAAACAACCGAAUACUAGUACUGAUAUUACUAGGGUACAAGAAAGUGGAAGAGUUGCAUUCAGUACACCAGUUUCGUUUACAAAACAGAAAUGUUAUAGUGAAGAGCAUGAAGAGAAACGCGAGGAAGGAACCGCACAUUUGGUUAAGACGACGCGAUUUCAACUUCCACCAGCUCUCACGUCAUAUUCGGCUCCCGAGAUAUCUAUAAACGAUAUUUCGGAUAAACAGCGAUCGCCGCAAGAUAUAUCACCUAUAAAAACACCAGCGAGUUCCAGUAAUUGUUAUACACCUUACAGAACUCCAAAAUCGGUAAGAAGAACUGGUAAUAAUCGAUCAGAUGACCGCAUACUUGGAACACCUGAUUAUCUCGCUCCAGAAUUACUUUUGAAACAAGGUCAUGGAUGUGCGGUGGAUUGGUGGGCAUUAGGCGUAUGCCUGUUCGAGUUUUGCACCGGUGUUCCUCCGUUCAAUGAUGAAACACCACAGGCUGUAUUCUCCAAUAUUCUUGCCAGAGACAUUCCUUGGCCAGAGGAAGAAGAAGCUUUGUCAAUGACUGCUGUGGAAGCCAUAGACGCGCUUCUCACUCUGGAUCAAUUCGAGCGACCUUCUGCGCAAGAAGUGCGUGCUAUGAAACUUUUCCAGGAUUUUCCCUGGGACGAACCACUGAAAGCAGUACCGCCUUUUAUACCACAACCUGAUGAUAAUUAUGAUACAUGCUAUUUUCAAGUACGGAAUAUUAUGCAACAUUUAAAUGUGAGCAGCUGUGACACAUAAUAUUCGAAGUAUCGCAACAAUGGGAAGAUCAAUAUGAGGCUCACUUUAUGACAGGAAUAACAUAAUGCAGGAAAUGCGUCACUCUGGUGUAAACACCGGGAUAUUGACCUUUGCCACAUCCAAUACCCCAACUGACGAUACCCACUUGUGUCCAGCGGCCGUCGUUCACCAUUAAAGGACCACCGCUAUCACCCUGUUAAAUGGAAUAUAUGCCAUGAAAAAUUCAAGCUUGAUAAUAUAAAAAAAUAAUUUUAUAGUACAAACCGAACAAGAAUCUUUUGCAGCUCGUCCCGCACACAAAAAACUGUCCACGAUACCACCAGGUGCUGCUGCACCGUAUUUUUGCCUGCAUUCACUGUUAUACCAAAUAGGUAUUGAUACUUUUUGCAAUACUGCUGGUUGUGGCCCACCUUGAAAAUUAAAAUGUAUUAAAAUUUUA